AUGGCGCUUGGACACUGGCUCGCAAUGUUGUUGUUGAUGGUCUCUAAAUCAAAUCCAGCUGCUGUAUCUCUGAUGCGGGGUUCGUCAUGGACGCUCGAUUCUGGUACUGAAGCUGCCGCCAACUGUUCUUCACAUCAAUGUGCAUCAUGUCACGUGACCUGGAGAAAACAGGGGGACCCCACGUUCCAAUGGGGAAACGAAACUCUCCAUUUCAACCCGGUUAAAAAGACCGACCACGGGAAUUACACAUGUACUGUAGAGGACAGCGAGGGUCGACAGAGGAACAAUGGGACGUUGGAAAUCUUGGUUAUCUAUCCCACUGAAAGCAUAUCCCUGUCAGUCAACAACCUUUCCGUUUCAAAUACUUACUAUACAAGCAAGGAAGGUGCCGAUGUCACUCUGUCAUGCGCAGUGGACGGCUUUCCACCACCACUCGUCAAGUGGCACAAAGAUGCUCGUGCUGUGAAGACUGAUAACCUUACUCAGAAGUAUGGUCUUCAUCAACCGGCGGGGAACAGUUUUCUGAUUUCCUAUCACGUGACUAGCGCCGGAUGUGAAGAUGAAGGUGCUUAUGUGUGUCAGGUUGGCAACGGCGUAAAUGAAACUGCACCCAUCGAGAAAUUCAUCAUUUUUAAAGUUGGAUGUUCAGGUACAAGAGUCACAGUUGACAAGACCAUGUUGACAAUCCAAUCUGGAUGGUCGUACACGUCCUACGUCAUGAGUGGAUGCUUAGCCCUGGGAGCUGCUCUCUAUUUGAUAGUUGUCUUCAUCGUAAUUAAGGGCCUCCACAGACUGUGCAAGCCAAGGGUCUCAGCAACAGAUUACCAAAAAGUUCACUAUGGCAUCGCGUGCAUGUUGAAAAAGCUAUGCUUCUUUACAGGAAAUCUUCGAUCGCUGUCUGUAUCUGUGAAUCCAAAUGCAGUCGUAUACGAUGAAGUGGACGAGAGUCUUGCGAUGACUGCCCUCGACCCCCAGUCCAAAGCCCAUCCAGCACGACAGCAUUAA
Haliotis rufescens (red abalone) is the source of this 1005-nucleotide messenger RNA. RefSeq names its product Down syndrome cell adhesion molecule-like protein 1 homolog. The transcript has 7 exons. Gene Ontology annotation, molecular function: cell adhesion molecule binding. The record is from RefSeq and is a predicted model, not a curated record. The coding region runs from base 1 to 1005 and encodes 334 amino acids. Gene Ontology annotation, cellular component: cell-cell junction. Gene Ontology annotation, biological process: cell-cell adhesion. NCBI's taxonomy places the organism in Eukaryota, Metazoa, Mollusca, Gastropoda, Lepetellida, Haliotidae.